AUGUACGCCGCUCAGAAUAUAACGCCAACAGUUUUGGAUGCCAUGAAUGGAAAUGUUUCCGAAUGGUAUAACGAAUGCGACAAUGCCAUUAGAAGGUCAGAAAUAGUUCCUGGAACUUACGAAUAUACAACUGCUGUUUCUUAUGGAAAUGUAGGUGAGUUUGGAGAAGGUUCUUCAACAACAGUAG
This is a messenger RNA of Trichomonas vaginalis G3, 187 nucleotides long. RefSeq lists its product as uncharacterized. NCBI's taxonomy places the organism in Eukaryota, Parabasalia, Trichomonadida, Trichomonadidae. The annotation marks the transcript as partial. The transcript has a single exon. The record is from RefSeq and is a predicted model, not a curated record.